This is a messenger RNA of Phaethon lepturus (White-tailed tropicbird), 1042 nucleotides long. It is a transcript of the gene RPP30, whose product is annotated as ribonuclease P/MRP 30kDa subunit. Gene Ontology annotation, biological process: tRNA processing. Gene Ontology annotation, molecular function: RNA binding. The annotation marks the transcript as partial. Lineage: Eukaryota; Metazoa; Chordata; Aves; Phaethontiformes; Phaethontidae. Gene Ontology annotation, cellular component: nucleolar ribonuclease P complex. The record is from RefSeq and is a predicted model, not a curated record. The transcript is spliced from 10 exons.
UGGGAUAUUCUGCAGUUGCUCUUAAUCAUGUCAUCGAUUUUAAAGAAAAGAAACAGGAAAUUGUCAAGCCAGUGUCUCCUUCAGAGUUGUUUCCAUCUUUGCCUAUUGUGCAAGGGACAUCUAAAAGAAUUAGAGUCUUAACCCGGCUAACACUUGUUGUUUCUGAUCCUUCCCACUGCAAUCUCUUGAGAUCAACAUCUGCAAAUAUAAGGUUAUAUGACAUCAUAGCAGUAUUUCCGAAGACAGAGAAACUGUUCCAUAUUGCUUGCACAACUCUAGAUGUGGAUCUGGUAUGCAUAAAUGUAACAGAAAAACUGCCAUUCUACUUCCGAAGGCCCCCUGUGAAUAUGGCAAUAGAUCGAGGCAUUUACUUUGAACUUCUUUACACGCCUGCCAUCAAAGACUCCACAAUGAGAAGAUACACAAUUUCAAAUGCGAUCAGCCUGAUGCAGAUCUGCAAAGGAAAGAACAUUGUUAUUUCUAGUGCAGCUGAAAGGCCUCUAGAACUACGAGGUCCUUACGAUGUGGCUAAUCUAGGUUUGCUGUUUGGCCUGUCAGAAAGCGAAGCCAAGGCAGCCGUGUCUACCAACUGCAGAGCCACCAUGCUUCAUGGAGAAACUCGAAAGAGUGCCUGUGGGGUAGUGUACACAGUGAAGAAGCCUCGCAAGGUUGAGGAGGAAGAAACAACACUGCCAGCCUGCAAAAAAGCUAAGACUCAAGCUUGAGGACUGAACCAGUUGUCAACAGGAGCCUCCAUCCCAUCUUUACCCUGUGUUGAGUCUUCCCCCACCCUCCAGCCAGCCCAGUUCCUCCCUUACUACUUUUAUUUAGCCUGGAGAAAACUUAUUCUUCUGGUGUUCAAGUGAGGAAGGCUGUGGGAAUGAGACUGCUGAAUGGUGGUUCAUCACAUCUGAAAGGUCAUGCUGGGGUCUAGCCAAGGUCAGGAGGCUAUCUCCCACCCUGUCUUAGGUCUUCUGGAGCUACUGCAAACUCAACACAACUUUUCUAACAUACGUAAAUUUUCAGUUGUACAAGUGCAUUC